AUGGCAGCCCCAAAGGAAAAUAACCUCUUCCCUCCCAAUCCCUACUAUAUCCCCGGCUAUGAGGGCUUCGUCCCUCAGUACAACUAUCAGUUUGGAGAAACCUUUGGCAAAACCACGUACCGCCUGCUGACAGAUCCUGGUGUUGGGAAGAGCCCUCGCUCCUUGCUGGCACCGCUGCACAAGCAGAAGUUCGUUGAGGACUUCAGCAGGACGAAGCAUGGCGUCCAGGGUUAUCUCCCUGGGCGUCUAGGGUACUUUCCCUAUGAGAAAGCUGGGGCCACAACAAGCUUUCCUGAACCAGCCCUUGGGCCAAAACCUCCCUCACUGGGGCCAGGGCUGGCGGAGGAAGAGCUGACGAUGACACACAUGGACCCCGUGCCCCAGCAUCACCCCGACGAGUAUGUCCCGAGGACACGACUGCCACGUGGGUACCCGCAGAGGAUUUCAUGCCAUCCUGCCUCUGAGGAGCGAGAGUGGCGAUUGCCCAAGCUAAGCCCAGCUUGUGGACAGGGAAAAAGUUUCGAACCCAGCCAGCUCGGCGAUGCCUUGGCAGGAAGCAAACCGGUAAGUGGUUUUGGGUGGAAGAGAUGCCUGGUAAGGGGUGCUGCUGCGAAGGGAUGGGUUUUGGGGACUGGUGGGCAUGGAAGGGCUCUCCUUGGUCUAGGAGUGGUGAAGAGGGAAUUUCACAUGGGCAUGGAUGGCAAGAACAGAAAGUUUAGAGUGUCGUGUAGAGAAAUGUCAAAUACACAAACUCUUCUAGCAGUAGCAAAUCCACCACAUCUUCAGGAAAUUGUUCUAAUCAUUAACUACUCUUCCUUUGACUUUACCAGAAAUUCUUGGAUUUGCUCUUGGUGUAAAGCUGGGAAGAAAUGGAAAUGGCAGUUGCCAUUCACAGGUUUUGGCAGUGAUCUAAGCAAUGGAGCCAAAGGAAGAAGUGGGUUCUACUGGUGUUUAUUUUUUUUCUGCUUUUAUUUUGAGCCUGUAAAAAUUGAAGGUAUGACACUGCCAGGAGUAGCUGAAACCAUGGAUGUGGAGCAAGAUAAUCGGUUACCAAAACUGGAUGUACCAAAUGCAAUCCAACAGAAAGUCAUUCCAGGGUAUGCUGGAUUCAUUCCCCGUCUCACCUGGAUUAAUGGUGUGAACUACAUCCAGGGUGUGAAGGAAGCAAUGAACGAAUUUGACCGACAUCAGUUUUUGCAGAGAAACCCAGCUUGCAGCUUUGGCAAGAGAUUUCCCCAAACAUACUGGCCUACCAACAGAAUUUAUACCAGCGCUGGACUGAUACCUUCCUACAUGGGCUUUGUACCAGGCCUCCGACACACCUACUCGCUUACUUUCGGAAACAGCACCCGAAAAGCUUACGAAAAAGAACAAAGGAGACAAGCUUGUGCACUGUGAAAAAUGCUUUAAUGGUGCCUGUACAGCAUUUGAAGUGACUUUCAGACAGGAAGAGGAACACAACACAGACAGAGAAGUUUUGAAUGAAAGAGUUCAUACAGCUUUAAACAAAAUUUACAGGUGUUCAUCUGCAUAGCUUUUACUCUGCCUCUUCCUCAGCCUCCUCCUCAAACUCACCCUCCUCCUCAGCUGUAGCAUCCUGGUACUGCUGAUACUCAGACACCAGGUCAUUCAUGUUGCUCUCAGCCUCUGUGAACUCCAUCUCGUCCAUGCCCUCGCCAGUGUACCAGUGCAGGAAAGCCUUUCGGCGGAACAUGGCAGUGAACUGCUCAGAAAUGCGUUUGAACAGCUCCUGGAUGGCUGUGCUGUUACCAAUGAAGGUGGCAGACAUUUUCAGGCCACGAGGUGGAAUGUCACAGACCGCUGUUUUAACAUUAUUAGGAAUCCAUUCAACAAAAUAGCUGCUAUUUUUGUUCUGAACGUUCAGCAUUUGCUCAUCGACCUCUUUCAUCGACAUACGGCCUCUAAAAACAGCAGCUACGGUCAGAUAGCGGCCGUGACGUGGGUCACACGCAGCCAUCAUAUUCUUUGCAUCAAACAUCUGCUGUGUUAGCUCUGGCACAG
Messenger RNA from Aquila chrysaetos chrysaetos, 2022 nucleotides. It is a transcript of the gene CIMIP2A, whose product is annotated as family with sequence similarity 166 member A. The coding region runs from base 1 to 1398 and encodes 465 amino acids. Lineage: Eukaryota; Metazoa; Chordata; Aves; Accipitriformes; Accipitridae. The transcript has 7 exons. The record is from RefSeq and is a predicted model, not a curated record.